AUGAGAUUGGGAUGCUACGUGCCGCAAGUGCGUGCAAAUGGGAAUCUGGGCCAGCCUGUACGAUCUGUUAGCUGCUUCCGCCAACUGAAAUACCCCAUGUUUAGCUGCGCGACCACGGGAACCAUGUUGUUAACGCGACUCGUGAUUGAAGUGGGAGGAGGCCUUGACCCGUCUUUGGACGGACUGACUCCAAGCCGUGAAGCACGGAGACUCACUCAUCCGGACUACCUGAAGUCUGCCUUCCACUAUGGAUAUACGGCAAAUACCGUCGGUUUGCCGCUUUGCGAUGCGCCCCUCAUGUCUUGGAGGCGGCCAACCCCACCUAGACUGUUCAAUGGGAGUCGCCGGUACCGUGCUGGUGGUAUUCGCAAUGACUUUCAACUUCCGAACGAGUCGUGGAAACAGCCUUCCAUCCUGGGACCUGGACAGAGCAUACAGAGUUCCAUGGCCACACAACCUCGAAGUUUGUGUUCAAUUGUUUCGAUACCUCAUUUCCUUCCACCGUCACUGAACGCCAUCAAUCACACUAUCGAUGACACUGCAGACAGCGUUGCAAAAAAUAUGCACGAAGAGCUAGCCCACAGUAGUGUGAUCUGCUUGCAGGCUCAUGGUUGUAAGAUCGCAAGGCGGAACUCUGCCGAGCUGGUCCUGGUCGAAUGUAAUAAGGUAUCAGAUGAUCUGAUAAUCGGUGAUGUUGCUGUGUAUCGAUGCAGCGGUGCUGGAGUCAGAGCUCUUGCAUCCUUAUCUGUCGCCUUUCGUUUUCUAACCCGAGACCAAGGCCUGGUCGACGUACUGGCCCCAGAAAUGGCCUGCUACCACGAGCCGAAAGCAUCGAAACUCAUAAAGAUUGCAUCUGCUAGGGAUGGAGGAUAUGGCCGCUGCGAUAAAAUUCCCAACGGGCAGACCAGGGCAAUGGCAUCUUUGAGAAUCUCGUCGUUCAACCGUCGCUGGGUCUUGGGGCUGGCUAACUAA
Messenger RNA from Pseudocercospora fijiensis CIRAD86, 972 nucleotides. RefSeq lists its product as uncharacterized. The record is from RefSeq and is a predicted model, not a curated record. The transcript has 16 exons. NCBI's taxonomy places the organism in Eukaryota, Fungi, Ascomycota, Dothideomycetes, Mycosphaerellales, Mycosphaerellaceae. Bases 1 to 972 code for a protein of 323 amino acids.